Messenger RNA from Chara braunii, 2215 nucleotides. NCBI's taxonomy places the organism in Eukaryota, Viridiplantae, Streptophyta, Charophyceae, Charales, Characeae. The record is from the annotation of a GenBank genome assembly.
GGAGGGUGCCGGAGGGCAGAAGAAUAAAGGAAGCAAACACAGCAAAGAUCCAUUAUAGCUAAACGAGAAAGAGAGCGUAAAUCGAGCAAGAAAGCAUACUUGUGCGUGCGCUUGGAUGUGUACAAGUGUGCUUAUGUGUGUGCGCCUGGAUGUGUACAGCUGUGCUCAUGUGUGUUCGCCUGGAUGUGUACAAGUGUGCUUAUGUGUGUGUGCGCCUGUGAAGUGGAUUGCAUUCUUGAAAAGAGAGAGAGAGAGAGAGAGAGAGAGAGAGAGAGAGAGAGAGAGAGAGAGAGUGCGCUUGGAUGUGUAGGAGUGUGCUUAUGUGUGUGUGCGCCUGAGCGUAGAUUGCAUUCUUGAAGAGAGAGAGAGAGAGAGAGAGAGAGAGAGAGAGAGAGAGAGAGUUUUGUACUAUGUGAUUAGGAUGGCAGAUGGAGCCGUUGCCGAGGUGGGGAGGUAGUACAGAUACCUCAUGCGGAAGGAGCCGCCACCACCGAAUAAGGUGAGCGCGUCGAAAGCGAGAGCGCGACUGCUGUUGAACCGGAGCAGGUCCCGACGGCGGAGGAGGUAGGCAUACUAGGCAAGGAUCGAGCGAUCAGCGCAGAUUCGGGCCCUGCCCUGGGUUGCAGCAGCCUGCAGGAGAUUCGUAAACUAGAAAGCAGUGCCAUGCAGGACGUCGAGAAACGUAUCGAACAUCUAACGAGGCUGGAGGCGGAGGAGGUAAAGUUGGAGGAGGGGAAAGAGGAGCAGCUGCAAAGGGAGGAGGAGGAGGAGAUAAUGACUGACUCAGAGGUAAAAAAGAUUGGGAAGGAGAAAGAGGAGGAGCAGCUGCCAAAGAAGGAGGAGGAGGAGGAGGAGGAGGAGGAGGAGGAGGAUAAGGAGGAGAAGUUGAAGAAGAUGGAGGUCGUGAGUAAGAAAGCAAUGCAAAAGAAGGACACACUGGAGGAGAAGGCUGCGGACCUUGUCAUGUCGAGUGAAGAAGCGCUGGACGUUGCGAGAGCGAUGCCGGAGGAAGAGCUGAAGGAGCUGGCGCGGGAUCGAGCGGAAAGGCUGAGGGGUAAAGCUCGAGAGAUGGAAAGGCUAGCGAAACAAGAGGCUGAGAAGAUAAAGGACGCUGCCAAACUUCGACAGGAACUGCUUCAUGAGAAGAAAUCGUAAAACGUUUUUCUUCAACAAAACGAAGGGCACUGAGGCAGAAGAAGGUUCAAGAAGCAGAAGAAGCAGCAGUAGAAGAAGAAGAGAGCCAUGAGAAGAAGGAGAAGCAGAAGAAGGAGACGACAAAGAAGAAGAAGAAGAUGAACAGGAUUAAGAACAAAAAGAAGUGAACAAGAAGUGGACAAGAAGAGGAGAGGAAGGGGAGAAGAAGUGGACAAGAAGAGGAGAAGAAAAGCAGCAGAAGCAGUAGCAUUAGAAGAAGAAAGAGAAGAAGCAGAAGGUGAAGCAGACGACGAAGAAGAAGAAGAUGAGCAGGAGGAUUAAGAACAAGAGGAAGGCGAGGAGAAGCGGCGGCGAUGAAAGGGAGAGGAAGUGAGAAGAAGUGGAAAAGAAAAGGAGCAGCCGCAGAAGAGGCAGGGGCAGUAGUUGAAGAACGGAGCUACAAGAAGAAGGAAAGCAGAAGAAGACGCAGACGACGACGAAGAAGAAGAAGAAGACCAGCAGGAUUAAAAUAAAGAGGAAGUGGAGAAGUGGAGAAGAACUGGAGAGGAAAUGGAGUAGAUUAUGAAAAAAUCGAGGUUGUUAUAACCAUUCCGGCAUAAACGUAGUAGUAGUAGCCGGCAUAAAAGUAGUAGUAGUAGUAGUAGUAGUAGUAGUAGUAGCAGUAGUAGUAGUGGUAGUCGUCGUCGUCUACUAGUAGUAGUAGUAGUAGUAGUAGUAGUAGUAGUAGCAGUAGUAGUAGUAGUGGUAGUCGUCGUCGUCGUAGUAGUAGUAGUAGUAGUAGUAGUAGGAGGAGGAGGAGGAGGAGGAGGAGGAAGAGGAGGAGGAGGAGGGGGAAGAGAUUGACUCGGAAUCUCCAGAGAGAGAUGACGGAGGACAUAUGAACAGCAUGAUCUGGUUGAGGGCGGGGUGUAAUGCAGAUGCAAGAAAUACAUUCGCGAUUAUAAAUGUCGAAAGAGUGGGGUCAACGGUCAACGGUCAACGGUCAACAGCAGAACUGGGAAAAUUAGGGAAAACACUUGGAAAAGGAGUGGGAGGAGGAGAAUGAAGUAGAAACGGUGUG